Molecule: messenger RNA, 1645 nt
Organism: Rhodamnia argentea
Lineage: Eukaryota; Viridiplantae; Streptophyta; Magnoliopsida; Myrtales; Myrtaceae
Product: squamosa promoter-binding-like protein 9
Exons: 3
Coding region: 253-1422 (389 amino acids)
Cellular component (GO): nucleus
Molecular function (GO): DNA binding
Source: RefSeq, a predicted model, not a curated record
CGUACCAUCUCUCUCUCUCUAAGUCGGCUUUCGUCCCUCCAUUAAAUUUUGGAGCAGACAGAGCAGAGCAGAACAGAGUCCUCCCUCGUCCUCCCUUCCUUCCUCCCUCAGCCUGUCAUGUCCCACUUCUUGUCCUCUCUACCUCCACUGCCAUAACAACUCUCUCCCUCUCUUUCUCUCAACACCCGAACCAGCACAGAGAGACAGAGAGACGAGUGAUGACCCUAUAAAGCCAACCCAACCCAUCAAUGGAUGGGCUCGAGUAGUCCCGGUCCUCCUCGCUGCUCAUGCCGAAUGGAUUCGAAGCGGCCUCUCACCCACUCAGCCUCCUCCUCCUCAUCCUCCUCGUCGGCCCCGGCCACUCCCAACACCAACGGCCCCAAGUUCGGACACGGAGAAAUCCACUUCGGGGACGUGGGCCCCGGCCUCCGGGCCAACCCGGGGGGCUCCAUCUCGUCGGGGACGCCGCCGAAGAAGGCGAGGGCGGCCGACGGCGGUGGCGCCCAGCAGCCGCCGAGGUGUCAGGUGGAGGGAUGCAAUGUGGAUCUGAGCGAGGCCAAGACCUAUUAUUCGAGGCACAAGGUGUGCGGGACGCAUUCCAAGUCGGCCACUGUCGUCGUUCGUGGCCUCGAGCAGAGGUUUUGCCAACAGUGUAGCAGGUUCCAUCAGCUUCAUGAAUUUGACCAAGGGAAAAGGAGUUGCCGCAGACGGUUGGCCGGUCAUAAUGAGCGCCGUAGGAAGCCACCUCCUGGAUCAUUACUCUCCUCUCGCCACAAUCGCUUCUCUUCCUGUAUUUAUGAUAACAGCACUGGAGGUGCAGGGUAUGUGAUAGACUACUGUGCAUAUCCGAGGCCUCCUCCGAGGGAAGCAUGGAUCGCUGCUCAAGCAUCCAAUCAGGGACCUGGAAAUCAGACCAACCCUGGCCGGGAAAAUCUCCAGUUACAUCCUCUGUGGCAGAGCAGUCCCGAAAAUCAUCAGUAUGACCCCUUCCUUCAAGGUCCGUCUCCUUCAGUGGGAGGCACCAGCUCUUCCGGUCCAGGGUUUUCUCCAGGAGACAGCUUUAACCCCAGCUGUGCUCUCUCUCUUCUGUCAAACCAACAAUCGGACUCUGCAAGUCAAGCAUCGGGUCCUGCACUUAACAGCGAUGUCCCAAGUCCUGAAGCCUCAGUUGGGGCUCAAGUAAUAAGUCCUCUUGAUGCUGUCUGCAAUUUUUCUAGCGCCUCAUGGACUUUGAAGGUGAAUGAGGCUCCCGGCAUUGCACCGGAUAUAGCCCCUGACCUUGGUUUAGUUCAUGUCUCACAGCCUCUCGAUGGUCCGUUCUCGAAUGGCCUCGAGUUCUCACUGCAGAGCAGGAGGCAGAACACGGACCAAGAUCAUUCUCAGGAUUACAACUCAACUCAGCAGAUGCACUGGUCGCUCUAAGCACCCAGUUCUGCAGAAUUUGCAAAAACGAAAGGAUAUUAAAGAAUUCGACAUGAUUCCUGCUUUCUGGAUUUAGCUCAUCUUGUAUCGACCUACCUUGUUUUUUCUGUUUAAGAACAAUGAGAUACAAUGUAAGGAAGUAAGAUGCUGGACCGUUCAGUCUUGUUCAACUGUCAUUUUGCUGCAACCGUUUCCAGUUCUAAUGCGAGCAGUCAAUUCUCUG